AUGGUAGAAGCUUUGAUUUUCAUCCAAGAGCGUGGAUGUUAUCAUGUCGGAUUAAAGGACUGUAAAUCCUUUGUGUUCACGGAUGAAUUUCUAAAACUCAAUAUAGGAGGCAUUAAAACCUCGAAAAAAACAAGAGAGAGGACGAGUGAUGUUGAAGAUUUGGCCCACGCUGUGGCCAAAUUUUUUGAAGGUGUGCAAGAGGAUCUGAAUGACCUUGAAUCUGAUUCUGGCUCUCAUAUCAUCCGAGGAUUACGUGAGCUUGGUAAUCAAACGUUUGUGGGAUCAACAGCUUCAAUGAAGAUUUUUGAAGCAGAGGUCAAACAUUUAGUUACUCAUCUUUUGAAAAAUAGGACAUCAAUUAUACCUUAUAAUCUUUUGUGUUAUUUGUUUUCUUUUUUUUUUUUCAACCCAAGAAAUUGUAAACCAUCCUUUUUUUUGGACAUCGGACAAAAGGCUACAAUUUUUAGUCGACACGGGACGCAAGAGAUUGGUAAAAUUUCAACUGUUUUUCGAGACCCGAAUGAUUCACUGCCAUCGACAUUCGCAGCUGAGUUGAGGCACGAUCCUUCCACAAAUUUGCACCCCUCGAUCUUUUGCAUGCCAUUAGGCAUUGUAGGGUCCAUACUUUCAUAUGUGGACUUUAAAUUGAAUGAUGAUCUCAUUAAGAUUGAUAGGGAUCCUUGUGGACGACUGUUUUCAAUAGAAAAGCAAGUGCGGAUGAGUGUUUUCAAUAGAAAAGCAACCAUUGAACUCGAUGUGAUUCUUGGUGGCCGUGUUGUGCAGUAUACAGAAUUCCAAGGGCGCGAUUCUGACAAAUUUUUGUCAUCUUUUAAUCCAUGUUUCAUAACCCUUGAAGGUGGUGUUGCAUCUGAAACCUGA
Molecule: messenger RNA, 879 nt
Organism: Striga asiatica
Lineage: Eukaryota; Viridiplantae; Streptophyta; Magnoliopsida; Lamiales; Orobanchaceae
Source: the annotation of a GenBank genome assembly